Messenger RNA from Hirundo rustica (Barn swallow), 5326 nucleotides. It is a transcript of the gene SGSM2, whose product is annotated as small G protein signaling modulator 2. Gene Ontology annotation, molecular function: GTPase activator activity. The coding region runs from base 68 to 3217 and encodes 1049 amino acids. The transcript is spliced from 24 exons. The record is from RefSeq and is a predicted model, not a curated record. Lineage: Eukaryota; Metazoa; Chordata; Aves; Passeriformes; Hirundinidae.
CGUCACGCCGCGGUGAAGAUGGCGGCGGGCCCGGGUCGGGAGCUGUGAGCGCCCCGGGCCCGCCAACAUGAGCUGCUCGGCGGACGCCGUGAAGGACAAGCUGCUGUGGAACGUGAAGAAGGAGGUAAAACAGAUCAUGGAAGAAGCUGUCACCCGGAAGUUUGUACAUGAAGACAGCAGUCACAUCAUCGCCUUAUGUGGUGUGGUGGAGGCGUGUCUCCUGCACAUGCUGAAGCGCAGGGCUGCCGGCUUCCUGCGCACCGACAAGGUGGCCGCGCUCUUCACCAAGGUGGGCAAGACCUGUGCCGUAGCUGGAGACGUGUGCAAGAAGGUGCAGGAGCUGCAGCAGCAGGUAGAGAGCAGGAAAAAUCAGCCAAAUGGGCAGGAACCCCUCAAAAGGCAGGGAUCAACCACAAACAAAACACCUGUCCUGACACCUCAGGCCAUCAAACACAUCUGGGUUCGGACAGCCUUGAUUGAGAAGGUGCUGGACAAGAUUGUGCAGUACAUUGUUGAUAACUGCAGUAAAUACUAUGAAAAGGAAGCUUUACUGGCAGAUCCUGUUUGUGGCCCAAUACUGGCUUCUCUGCUAGUUGGACCGUGUGCUCUGGAGUACACCAAGCUAAAGACAGCUGACCAUUACUGGACAGACCCCUCGGCCGACGAGCUGGUGCAGCGGCACCGGAUCCACGGCGCACACGGCCGCCAGGACUCCCCCUCCAAGCGCCCAGCCCUGGGAAUCCGGAAGCGCCACUCCAGCGGCAGCGCGUCGGAAGAUCGCUUCGCCGCUUCGGCGCGCGAGUACGUGGAGUCCCUGCACCAGAACUCCCGCACGCACCUGCUCUACGGCAAGAACAACGUCCUGGUGCAGCCGAAAGAUGACUUGGAGGCAAUUCCUGGGUAUCUCUCCCUUCAUCAAUCAGCAGAUAAUUUGACAUUAAAAUGGACUCCAAACCAGCUGAUGAAUGGAACCCUUGGAGAUUCAGAACUGGAGAAAAGUGUUUACUGGGACUACGCAUUGAUUGUGCCACUGAGCCAGAUCGUCUGCAUCCACUGCCAUCAGCAACCAGAAAGCAGAUGGACACUAGUGCUCGUGAGUCAGGACGGGACCCAGAGGCCUCCGCUGCACUUCCCCCAAGGAGGGCACCUCCUCGCCUUCCUGUCCUGUCUGGAAAAUGGGCUCCUGCCCCGUGGCCAGCUGGAGCCCCCGCUGUGGUCCCAGCAGGGCAAGGGCAAGGUGUUUCCAAAGCUUCGAAAACGGAACAGCAACAGAUCAGUGGACCUGGAAGACAUGCCAGCUGAGGACACAUCCACGGACUAUGUCUUCAGAAUUAUUUAUCCUGGACACAAGCAUGAUAACAUAACUAUUAACUACCACCACUUAGCUGCCAGCCGCUCUACCUCUGUUGACGAUGAUGAGGAGGAGGAAGAUAAGCUACACGCAAUGCUAUCAAUGAUCUGCUCUCGGAACCUCACAGCUCCUAAUAGGAUGAAAGACACCGGUGAGAUGAUAGAGAUGCAAGGCUUUGGGGCAAACCUGCUGUCGUGGCAGCUGGAGCACUGCAGCCAGGGCUCCUCCUGUAUCUCCUGUUCCAUGGGCAGCUCUCCCUACGACGUUCCCAGCUGCUGCAACUGCAUCCGUGACCGAACUCCACUAAAGAUGUUGUGUGAAAGCAUGAAGAGGCAGAUCAUUUCCAGAGCCUUUUAUGGAUGGCUGGCGCACUGCCGGCACCUGUCCACGGUGCGCACGCACCUCUCGGCGCUGGUCAACCACAGCAUCGUGCCCCCCGACAGACCCGCCAGCGCCGCCGCCGGCCUCACCAAGGAGGUCUGGAGCAAGUACCAGAAGGACAAGAAGAACUACAAGGAACUGGAAUUACUAAGAAGAGUUUACUAUGGUGGGGUCCAGCACGAGAUUCGGAAGGAAGUGUGGCCAUUCUUGUUAGGUCACUACAAAUUUGGCAUGGCCAAGAAGGAGAUGGACCAGGUGGAUGCAGACAUUGCUCUAAGGUACCAGAAGGUGAUGGCUGAGUGGAAGGCCUGCGAGGUCAUUGUGAAGCAGCGAGAGAAGGAGUCGCAUUCAGCCACGCUGGCCAAGUUUUCAUCGGGCAGCAGCAUUGACAGCCACGUCCAGAGGCUCAUCCACAGGGACUCCACCAUCAGCAAUGAUGUGUUUAUCUCCGUGGAUGAAACGGACGCGCUGGAGCAGGACCCCAAGGGGCAGGAGGACCCCGCGCUGACGGCGGCGCCGGCCCCCGCGGCUGUGGAGUUCGACUCGCCCGACUCGGGGCUGCCGUCCUCCAGGAACUACUCGGUGGCCUCGGGAAUCCUGUCCAGCAUCGACGACGGGCAGGGCGGCUCCUUCGAGGACGGGGCUGAGGAAGAAGGCGGCACCGAGGCGGGAAGGACUGAGGCGGGCACAGCCCGCGUGCAGAGAGCCAGGGCAGGGCCGCUGCAGUCCCAGGACUCUGUCUCCGAGGAGCAGCUGUGUUCCCAGGUGGAUUAUUUAGUGGAUGUCGCCUCUGUCUGCGCUGCGUCCUACACAAUAGAGUUAUUGGACACUGUUGCCUUAAAUUUGCACAGAAUUGAUAAAGAUGUCCAGAGAUGUGACCGGAAUUACUGGUAUUUUACUGCUGAGAAUCUGGAGAAGCUCCGAAAUGUCAUGUGCAGCUAUGUCUGGGAGCACCUAGAAGUUGGUUAUGUCCAAGGCAUGUGUGACCUCCUGGCUCCUUUGAUGGUUAUUCUUGACAAUGAUCAGCUGGCCUACAGCUGCUUCAGCCACCUGAUGAAGAGGAUGAGCCAGAACUUCCCCAAUGGAGGUGCCAUGGACACACACUUUGCCAACAUGCGCUCCCUCAUCCAGAUUCUGGACUCAGAACUUUUUGAAUUGAUGCACCAGAAUGGAGAUUACACUCAUUUUUACUUCUGCUAUCGCUGGUUCCUGCUUGACUUUAAAAGAGAAUUGUUGUACGAGGAUGUAUUUACAGUGUGGGAAGUUAUUUGGGCAGCAAAGCACAUCUCUUCAGAACAUUUUGUCCUUUUCAUUGCCUUAGCACUUGUGGAAGUUUAUCGAGAGAUAAUCCGUGAUAACAACAUGGACUUCACUGAUAUCAUCAAGUUUUUUAAUGAAAUGGCUGAGCACCACGAUGCUGCAGAGAUCCUGAGGAUAGCCAGAGACCUCGUCUACAAAGUGCAGACCCUGAUUGAGAACAAGUGACCAUGGACAGGCUGUCCCUGGGCCUUGCUGUGAGCCACUGGAUGGAGCAUUCCUUGCACUGUAAUUCCAAAUGGUGUUUUAAUUAAUUGCAUCUUCCAUGUAAUGUAAUAAAUAGUGAGGAGAUGGUAACAGACUUUUAAAACCCGAACUCUCCCUUCACCAGAUGAGGUUGGUGUUUGAUAGUCCUUGUUACACUCACUUUGUAUUUCUAGACAAAAUCUUUUUGCAUUCUGUUUCCCUCUCUAGAAGACAUCUGUCCAUAUCUUUGCGAUGUUGGAAGGGGGGAUUUGACAAACUGCAACAUUUCUAUUUUGACUUACUGCACCUGUAAAGCCUGGAUGCACCUGUGUGCUCUGCCAGCCGCUGCCAUGGAGGCAAGGCCGGGCCCACUGCUGCAAGCAUUGGAUUGAGUCCUUGGAGGAGCAUGGUCCUGGACUCACUGUCUUUGCCUUGAACAUGGAAGAGAACGUGUCUGAGCUCAUGUUGUUAAAACAUUUGGGUUUGUAUUUAGCAGGGAUUAAAGCUGAUAAGGUUCCUGGCUGGGAGAAUGGCCUUAACUUAAAUGCCACAGUUCAUGGGAGCAGUGAUGAGCUCAUGAGCUAAAACACCAAUUUGGCCUUGGCUGAGUGGCUCACGCCACUCAGCCUGCACGGCCCACACAGACCUGCCUUGGUUUUACUCUGCAAACUGACCCGUGACCACUCCCAGCUGCCAGGCCCUGCUCCGUCUUGCUCAGGUGAGCAGGUGCAGCACAUGGACAGGACCCUGCUCACCUUGGCAGCUCCUGCUCCCUGUGCUGUGCAGAGCCAUGGAUUCACAUCCCAGGGAGAGCACAUGGCAGUGCCAGCCUCCUGCACACUUCUCCUCCCUGCCCUGCAGGGCUUUCAGGAGGGAGUCUCCACAGCCGCAGACACAAACCGGAUGCUCGUCUGUGAGCAGGAUCAGCCCCUGCCAGGUGGAGCUGGAAUUGCUGGGGGGCUCUGAGCUGCUGCUGCAGCCCCUGCUGGGCUGUGGACCCUCCGUGUGCCCCAGGACAGUGUGUGCCCCGUGCCUGAGGAGCGGCAGGGGCUGUGGGGAACGGGGCUCCCGGCCCCCUCUGCACUGCCCGCGGUGGAACUCUCACCUGUGCUCACUGCUAAGUCAAAGUGUACGUCUGGGCCAGCCAGAGGGAGGGAGGAAGGAGGUUCUUGCUCAUGGAGUCAGCUGCAGAUUCCACGGAUACUUACGGCCCAGGCUCCUGGCACAGAAUCCUGCAGCCCCUGCUCCUGGCCCUGCUCCCAGCCCUGUUCCCAGCCCUGCUCCGGGCCCUGCACAGGUCUGAGCUCAUCCCCGGUCCCAGCAGCACCCAGCCUCCACAGCCCCCAGGGCUGCUCUGCAGUCCCAGAAGUGCUCCAGGUGUGUCUGUCUGUUCACUUGAAAACUGAAAAAAUAAUUUUUAAAAGAAUAAGAAGAGUGAGAAAAACCUCCAACUCCCAGCGCCCAGGGAGUGAUGGAUGUACAGAUAAUUCUGCACUAUUUUCCUCUGGUAUGCUGGGAAUGUUCUGUACAGCUGUUUCACACUAACCCAAUCUGUGAACUUUGCUGUAUUUGUUAGAACAUUCUGUCUGAUUGGAUUUUAUCAAUGUUGUGUAUUAUUUAUUUUUGUUGGGAGCAGAUUAUUCUCUUUAUUGCUCAAUUAUUUAUGUUUAGAUGUAACUUAUGAAUAAAUACUUACCAUCAAGGCAUCCCGUGGAGCUCUUUGGGAGCGAUUUCUCUCCCCCCCAAGGUGAUUCCAGCAAUGGAACGGGGAUGAGGCUGUCUGGGAGGAUAGGGCGAGAUAUAAUUAAUGUUUCUCUGAUGAACUGCAUGGGCUGUAAUGUUCAAGGCAAUAAAUAGGUCACCAUUAAGUAGACUCCUGAGGUCCCUUAAAUUACUGUAAGGGCAGCUUUCAUUUACCCACUGGCUGAGCCUGAGCCAGCCCCCAAACAGAAACAGGCUUAGGACAAGUGUUAAAGGGUUUUAAUCCUGAAAUUUUAGGCCUGAUUGUGCUGCAGCUGCAUUGAAUCCAGCUGAGCUGCUGGACUUCCAGGAGGCAUCCUCCUCCAUCACUCCCAGUCCUUGUUCAAACCC